AUGUUCAACAUUGAUCGGCUCUGGCAUCAUUUCUGUGUUACCUGGAAUACAUUGAAUGGCACAUGGGCUUUGUAUGCUGAUGGACAAAUGAAAGCUACAUCCACCAACAUCUAUGCCUUCCAUGAAAUCAUGAAAGGUGGUAUAUUUAUUGUGGGCCAAGAUCAAGAUACAUUUGGAGGUAGUUUCAAACAGAAAGAUUCAUUCAGUGGUAAUAUUACAUACCUGAAUAUCUGGAGAAAAGUGCUCAAUGAUGAUGAAAUAGAACAGGUCAGAUCAUGCAGCUUAUCAGAAAAAUACAUUGUUUUUGGUUGGAAUACACACAAGUUGGAAAAAGAAACAGCUUUGCAAGAAUUUGAUAUUCCAGUGGCUUGUCCGG
This is a messenger RNA of Pelobates cultripes (western spadefoot toad), 376 nucleotides long. Lineage: Eukaryota; Metazoa; Chordata; Amphibia; Anura; Pelobatidae. The record is from the annotation of a GenBank genome assembly.